UUCUGCAUUGACCUUUUAAACGAGUGCGCUGAAAAGCUUGAAUUCAAUUACACCGUGCAUCCUGUGCCAGACGGUAACUACGGCACAGCGAAAGUCAUUGACGGGCAUGAAGUGUGGGAUGGAAUCAUUGGACAACUCCAAUUCCGUAAAGCUGAUUUGGCUGUAGCUAUGCUGACAAUAAACCAUGAAAGGGAACGAGUCAUCGAUUUUACGACGCCUUUUAUGAACCUUGGGAUGAGCAUUAUCUUCAAGAAGCCGGAACAGAAGAAGCCCGAUCUUUUCUCCUUUCUGCGACCUCUUUCGCCCGCGGUCAGUUGGCUUAUUGCGUUCUACUUGUUUACUAUUAUUAUCAUUUAUUUUUACGCCUUUGCAGUGUUGCAUAGUGCCAAUGCAUUAGUCUUUCCGACUAGCUAUGGUCUUGCAAAUCGCUUUCUUUUACAGGCGGUGCUUCCAAAAUUAGAAGCCGCAGCUACAGCAUUCCUUACUUCUGCCUUAGUUUCCAGUUUCCACUAA
Hydatigera taeniaeformis is the source of this 513-nucleotide messenger RNA. The record is from the annotation of a GenBank genome assembly. NCBI's taxonomy places the organism in Eukaryota, Metazoa, Platyhelminthes, Cestoda, Cyclophyllidea, Taeniidae.